Molecule: messenger RNA, 1293 nt
Organism: Caenorhabditis bovis
Lineage: Eukaryota; Metazoa; Nematoda; Chromadorea; Rhabditida; Rhabditidae
Source: the annotation of a GenBank genome assembly
AUGUUUGCUGUCGUCGUCGCGUUCGCGUUCGCCAACUAUUUUCUGUGUGUCGCCAAUGCGACGCCGAUCGUCGACGCAUUCGUCGAGCAUCAGACGAUAUCGCUGGCGCCGAAUGACGAGCUCACAGAUGAUAAAACAUGGACGAAGCAGGCGAUGCAGAAAAUGUGGGAGGAACGCAAAAAUAUGGGACGCACAAAUAUUUAUGUGUUCAAGCCGAAAGGAAUGCCGCACGUCUCAAUCGUGUUCAAAAACGAGUCGUCAUCGCCAACCGAAUCGCUGAAGCAUCGAUACGCGUGGGCGUUGAUGACGUGGGCGCUUUUGGAGCAGAAAAUCAAAAACGGCACCCAUGUGUUCGAGGCGUCGUCAGGAAACACGGCGUUCUCAUUGGGCUAUAUGUGCCGAAAAUUGGGAUUGCCGUUCACUGCGGUGGUGCCUGAUACAUUGGAAGAAGUGAAGCAGCAAAGAAUCAGGGAUCAGGGUGCCGAAAUUCACAAGGUUCCGAUUGGUGAGCGGCUGAAAGCCGCUUCGCAGCUCGCCGAGCAAAAUCGCGGAUUUUUUAUGAAUCAAUUCAAAAAUGCCUACUACGCCGAAGAAUUUCACGAAAGCGGCGAUUAUGGCCACGAAUCGGCGAACAUAUUCCACGAGAUUCUUCAGCAAUUGAGAUCGUCGCGAAUCGCGACACCUCACUAUUUUGUUCAUUCGGCGGGCACCGGCGGCACGAUUACGUCGAUCGGACGCUACGCGAAAAAGUACGGCGUUCCGACGGAGAUCGUUCUCGCCGACACGCAAUUCUCGAUCUACUACGAUUAUGUGCUUCGCGGCAAAUUCACCAACGCGUCUGGCGCCUCGCAAUGGGUGUCGCCGGGAAUGGCGGGCGUCGGCUACGGGCCAAUGGGUGCCGCCAAGUUGGCGGCGACGACGAGCCUCGAUCCGGCCGUCAUCGAUCGGGCGCUCAAGUUGCCCGACGUCGCUUCGACGGCGGCGAUUCGCGUCGCCAACGAUCACGGCAUUCGCGGCGGCACCAGCACCGGCGUCAAUUUGCUCGCCGCGCUUCACGUCGCCGCCAGCGCGACGACUCGACGACCGGUGGUGAUCGCGACGAUACUCGCCGACUCGGCCAACUACUAUCGAGAAUCGUAUUUGAAUCGCGAAUGGAUCGCCGACAAAUUCGAAGCUCACGGCGGAUUGAAGGUCUACGAUUGUUGGCGGAAGGUGAUCAAGCAAUCGAUAGAGCAAGGAACGGAUCCGCUGGCGAUCGGAAAUGAGGCGUGCCGAAAUGACAAAAUACAUUGA